Pogoniulus pusillus (Red-fronted tinkerbird) is the source of this 2399-nucleotide messenger RNA. RefSeq names its product beta-secretase 1 (gene BACE1). Gene Ontology annotation, cellular component: plasma membrane; endosome; trans-Golgi network. The record is from RefSeq and is a predicted model, not a curated record. The transcript has 9 exons. Gene Ontology annotation, biological process: membrane protein ectodomain proteolysis; amyloid-beta metabolic process. Gene Ontology annotation, molecular function: aspartic-type endopeptidase activity. NCBI's taxonomy places the organism in Eukaryota, Metazoa, Chordata, Aves, Piciformes, Lybiidae. The coding region runs from base 34 to 1530 and encodes 498 amino acids.
GGGGCGGUGCGGCGGCGGAGGAGGGCUGCGGCGAUGGCUGCCGCCUGGCCGUGGCUGCUGCUGUGGCUGUGGCUAGCGGCGGCCCUGCCCGCCAGCCCGGCCCCGCCGCGCAUCCGGCUGCCGCUGCGGGGCGGCGCGGCCCUGCCACCCCCGGGACCCCGCGCUCGCCGGGCUCCUGCCCAGCCUCAGCCGCCAGGUAGCUUCCUGGAGAUGAUCGACAACCUGCGCGGCAAGUCCGGGCAGGGCUACUACGUGGAGAUGACGGUGGGCAGCCCCCCGCAGAAGCUGAACAUCCUAGUGGAUACAGGCAGCAGUAACUUCGCCGUGGGAGCUGCUCCUCACCCCUUCCUCCGGAGAUACUACCAGCGGCAGCUGUCCAGCACCUACCGUGACCUGCGGAAGGGCGUCUACGUGCCCUACACCCAGGGCAAGUGGGAAGGGGAGCUGGGCACCGACCUCGUCACCAUCCCCCACGGCCCCAACGUCACCGUCAGAGCCAACAUCGCUGCCAUCACCGAGUCGGACAAGUUCUUCAUCAACGGCUCCAACUGGGAAGGGAUCCUGGGGCUGGCAUACGCCGAGAUCGCCCGGCCCGACGACAGCCUGGAGCCCUUCUUCGACUCGCUGGUGAAGCAGACACAGGUGCCCAACAUCUUCUCCCUGCAGCUCUGCGGGGCAGGCUUCUCGCCCAAUGAGACAGAGGCUCUGGCAUCGGUGGGGGGCAGCAUGAUCAUCGGCGGCAUCGACCGCUCGCUGUACGUGGGCGACAUCUGGUACACGCCCAUCCGCAAGGAGUGGUACUACGAGGUCAUCAUCGUCAAGCUGGAGGUCAACGGGCAGGACCUCAACAUGGACUGCAAAGAGUACAACUAUGACAAGAGCAUCGUGGACAGUGGCACCACCAACCUCAGGCUGCCGAAGAAGGUGUUUGAGGCUGCAGUGAAGUCCAUCAAAACGGCUUCUUCGACAGAGAAGUUCCCGGAUGGCUUCUGGCUGGGGGAGCAGCUGGUUUGCUGGCAGGUCGGCACCACCCCCUGGCACAUCUUCCCAGUCCUGUCCCUCUACCUGAUGGGGGAGGCCACCAACCAGUCCUUCCGCAUCACCAUCCUGCCCCAGCAAUACCUGCGCCCCGUGGAGGACGUGGCCACCUCUCAGGACGACUGCUACAAGUUUGCCAUCUCCCAGUCCUCCACGGGCACCGUCAUGGGCGCUGUGAUCAUGGAGGGCUUCUAUGUGGUCUUUGACCGUGCCCGCAAGCGCAUUGGCUUCGCCGUCAGUGCCUGCCACGUGCACGACGAGUUCCGGAUGGCGGCGGUGGAGGGGCCCUACCUGCACCCCAACAUGGAGGACUGCGGCUACAACCUGCCGCAGACGGACGAGUCCACGCUGAUGACCAUCGCCUACGUGAUGGCUGCCAUCUGCGCCCUCUUCAUGCUGCCCCUCUGCCUCAUGGUGUUCCAGUGGCGCUGCUUCCGCUGCCUGCGCCGCCGCCACGACGACUUCGCCGACGACAUCUCCCUGCUGAAGUGACAGCGGAGCCCCGGGGCAGCCCCCGGCACUGCGGGGCCAGGGGCGGGGACAGGUACACGGCCUCGGCUUCCCGGCGGGGGCUGGGCAAGGCAGCGGCAUGGGGAGCUCAGAGCCUCCAAGCCCCAGGGGAUUUGGUGCCCCCAGGAGCAGCCUUGGGAGCCCCAGGCCUGGGCUGCCCUUGGCUGGGACCUAGAGGAAGAGCAGAGGGGCUGGGGAGGGAGGCAAGAGGGCACUGACCCCAUCCUGGGGGCCAGGGACAGCUGCUCUGCUCUGGCACCGGGUGAGGCUGCCCCAGGCUCUCCUGCUGAGCCCUGCUAGGCUUGAUGGGGUCACACUGCCUGUGCCCUGCCUGUCCCCUCUCAGCCCGUCCUGCCCUGCACCGUGGCUGUGCCUUCCCCAUGCGGCUCCUUGCCUGGAGCCCAACCCACAGCUCCCAUCUCGGAGCUUCCCUCCCCAGCCCUGGGCUCUUCGGGGCCAGCCUGGGGCUGCUGGGAUGGGAGCAACCAGAGGCAGAGGCUUCCCAUCCAUCCUCCUGCUGCCCCCUGCACCGCUCACCCUGACCCUUCCCGUGGCAUUUCCAAACCUAUCCACCAGCUCCAGGACUUCUGCACACCUCCACCCCUGCCAUCCUGGCACAGGCAGAAGCAGGUCCCCAUCUACUUCCCCCCCUCCCCCCAGAAAACCUCCUCACCUCCCUUCCAACAGCAUCAGCGUGCCCAGGAGGGGCCAAGCCCCCACCCCCAGCCCACCUGCCCGUUGGAAAGCCAUAGGGGAGCCCACUCCUGGGCUCAGCCAGUCCCUGCCCAGCCUCACCCAUAGCGGAGGGCACAGGGAACAGCCUCCUGCUGCCAGGGCAGGGUGGGGGCCAG